This is a messenger RNA of Leptidea sinapis, 2266 nucleotides long. It is a transcript of the gene drd, whose product is annotated as nose resistant to fluoxetine protein 6-like. The record is from RefSeq and is a predicted model, not a curated record. The coding region runs from base 39 to 2123 and encodes 694 amino acids. The transcript is spliced from 12 exons. NCBI's taxonomy places the organism in Eukaryota, Metazoa, Arthropoda, Insecta, Lepidoptera, Pieridae. Gene Ontology annotation, molecular function: acyltransferase activity, transferring groups other than amino-acyl groups.
GCAGAGUUCGUAGCCGCACUAUCAUUGUACUCAACGACAUGGCAACGCGUGCUUGCGUGCUCCUCGCAAUAUGCGCAGGCGCAUUCGCGCGUGACUGCAUAGAACUUACACUUUCCGAUCGCCAACAAAACAUCCUCACAGAUUCGCUUUUCAACGGGACGAUCGUUUUAACUGCUAAUAAUGAAACGUAUAUUGAAAGUGCGAAAUACGAUUUUCUCGAAUUGUGGGAUGCGUUCCCGAAAAUUGUUGUUCCCGUCAAUGGAACUAGUGAACAGUGUCGCCGGGACAGUCAGAUGUUUCUGGACAGCUUGGAUCGAUUGGAGCUAUGGGCCCUCAAAAUGUUCGAUGCAACCGCUAAGCCACCUUCAGGCAUCCUCAGCGGCAACGGUAAUCAGUACGGAGACUUUGACGAAUGCCUCAGCAUUGAUAGCGCCGUCCGUGGGAAGUACUGCCUGGCUUCGCUCCAGGUCGACCUGGCACAUAUGGGAUUCACACACUUGGACUAUCUCGUACACAGCGGACAUUACAUACGCAGCAAUAUUACAGAUAUGGGCCACAGAGUUCCCCGUUACUCCAGCCUGUUGUGGGGAGUGUGUAUCCCCAGUUCCUGCAGCAGCUACGACUUGGAGCAGGAGCUUUCUAACAAGCUGUCACACCUCAGGAUAUCAGUCAGGGUACAGAAUACCAUGUGCACUGUAAGGGAUGUGAAGCGCCCGUAUUCCUUUGGGAAGUCUUUGGCGAUAGCCUUCUUCCUGGGUCUACUUCUUCUGCUGGGCCUCGGAACAAUAUUCGAUGAGGGCAAGGAAGGCGCUACAAAUUUCGAAAAGUUGCUAAACGCAUUCUCAUUGAAACGAAACAUAAGGAAAAUUUUCGAUUUAUCUGACUCACCUACGAGGGUGAAAGGAUUGGAUGCUUUCCGAGGAGUAAAUGCCUUUGCUCUCCUCCUCGCCCAUAAGUCGAUGGCAAUGGCGCAUAGUCCUUAUGCUAACAAAACUAGCUUUUCUGAGGUAUUUGGAAUGCCGUGGGCCGUCGUCGGAAGAUCAGCCAUCGUCUACACAGACAGCUUUCUGUAUCUCAGUGGGUUCCUCAACUCACACAAUCUCUUGCAAGACCUGGAGAAGAAAGGAACUAUUGACUUGAAGAGCCGGCUACUUGCUAGAUGGUUCAGAUUGUUCCCCAUGUUUCUCAGCCUAAUGUUGUUCUGCACGUAUAUUCUGCCUGACCUGAACAACGGACCCCAGUGGAACCUAGUAGUCGAAGAGCACAGCAGAGUCUGCGAGAAGAACAUGUGGAAGAGUUUCCUUUUCAUUCACAACUACUUCGGAUUUGAAGAAAUGUGUCUCACACACACACAUCAACUUGGGAUGGAUAUGCAGCUGUACGUAGCGACUCUGCCCCUUAUGCUGUUGGUAUGGAAGUCCAGACGACUUGGUCUGUCUCUCAUAUUUGGCAUCGCAGCAAUCUCAACCGUGCUCCGGUAUCUUGCCACCCACUGGUACGAUAUCAGCAUGUUCGUGUAUUACGGGAUCUCAGUUCAAAAACUACUAGAGGCUGCGAGAUAUUCAUACAUUCUGCCCACACACCGCGCGACAAUCUACCUGAUAGGUGUACUGAUGGCUUAUUUUAUUAGAUCUAAGAGAUCACAUGUAAAACUCAAUGACACUCAAGCAAGAUUAGUGUGGUGUCUAUGCUUCGCCCUGGCAGCGUUCACGAUAGUCAGCCCAUACAGAAUGGGUCUUGAAGGCUACAAGUAUGAACAUUUCACCAAUGCCAUGUUUGCAGCGUUCGCACCAAUACUUUGGGGAUUGUUUAUGUGCAUUGCUCACUGGGCAAUUUGCAAUGACUACGCAGGCAUUGGAACGGCUUUCGUAGAAUCAAGGGUGUUUAAGUUUUUCAAUAAAAUAGCUUACGGUGUUUACCUCACACAGUUCCCGAUAUUCUUCUACAACGUUGGAGUGCAAAGACAUGCAGAGUUUUAUUCGCCUCUACUGCUAAUACAUAUACCGGAGAUGGUGGUCGUUUUGGUAGUGUCUAUAAUUACAACGGUCACUAUCGAGAUGCCCUUCAAUCAAGUCUACAGGAUAUACUUUGGAAAAUCACAAACAAAACUCAAAGAGAAAUGAAGUCUGUCGCUGGACUGUUAUCAAAGUGUAUUUAUAUUUAACUUAAGCCAAAACAUCACGUACUUAAUUGUAUUUUUGAUUAUUUUUGUACUAUAAUAGUUUAUAAGAUGUAUUCUUAAGGAAAAUAAAAUAAGUGAUUUUUA